AUGGUAGCCACCACAGGCUCGGGAGUAAAAGUCCCUCGAAAUUUCCGACUGUUGGAAGAGCAGGAAGAAGGCCAGAAAGGAGUAGGCGACGGCACAGUUAGCUGGGGUCUAGAAGACGACGAAGACAUGACACUUACAAGAUGGACAGGGAGGAUAAUUGGGCCUCCAAGAACAAUUUAUGAAAACCGAAUAUAUAACCUUAAAAUAGAAUGUGGGCCUAAAUACCCAGAAGCACCCCCUUCUGUAAGAUUUGUAACAAAAGUCAAUAUGAGCGGCGUGAGCAGUUCAAAUGGCGUGGUGGACCCAAGGGCCACAGCAGUGCUGGCAAAGUGGCAGAAUUCCCACAGCAUCAAAGUCAUCCUGCGGGAGCUUCGACGCUUGAUGAUUUCAAAAGAGAACAUGAAGCUGCCACAGUCGCCAGAAGGACAGUGUUACAGUAAUUAG
This is a messenger RNA of Myodes glareolus (Bank vole), 444 nucleotides long. NCBI's taxonomy places the organism in Eukaryota, Metazoa, Chordata, Mammalia, Rodentia, Cricetidae. The record is from RefSeq and is a predicted model, not a curated record.